AGAAUAGAUAUAUCAUAUAUCUCUUUCAACACAAUCACAUAUGAUCAUGAUACGUAAUCAUGCUGAAAAUGUCAAAGAGAAAUUUUUUAGAAUAUAUAAAUAUUAAUGCUAAAAAUUUUCCUACAAUAAAUGCAGUCUCAUGUUGCGCAAGCGAUAUUGCAUGUAGAUAGUAAGAUGAAAAUAAAUACAUAAUCAGGUGUUUUUUUAAAUAUAUGUUUUUUUCAGAGGGGAAAGUCGCCGUCAGAGUUAAUAAAGAUUAAGUCAAUUCUCGAGUAAGUCUCGAAAAAGUUGGAAUUUUAUUAAUUUAUCAAUACAGUAGCAGUAUGAUUCUAAAAGGGAUCAAGGUUUUGGAGUUAGCUGGACUUGCUCCAGGACCUUUUUGCGGUAUGAUUUUGGCAGAUUUUGGAGCAUCUGUCAUCAGAAUAGAUAAGAUCGGAGCUCCAGCAUUAGAUUCUUUGGGCCAUGGGAAGAGAUCAAUAGCAUUGAAUUUGAAAUCUGAAAAGGGUAUAAAUAUUUUCAAAAAAUUAAGUGAUCAAAGUGAUGUUAUUAUUGAUACAUAUAGAAAAGGUGUCAUGGAAAAAUUGAAGAUUGGACCAAAUGAUCUCAUGGCGACAAAUAAAAAAUUGAUAUAUGCUAGAUUAACUGGAUACGGUCAAGACGGUUCUUAUGCAAACAUGGCUGGUCAUGAUAUCAAUUAUUUAGGUUUAUCUGGAGUACUAUCUUUACUUGGUCGAUCUAAUGAGAAGCCUACACCACCUGUCAAUCUGGCUGCUGAUUUCGGUGGAGGUGGUUUGAUGUGUGCCCUUGGGAUAGUUCUAGCAUUAUACGAGCGAACCAAAAGCAAUGUUGGACAAAUUAUAGAUGCAUCAAUGGUAGAAGGAUCAGCAUACUUAGGUUCUUGGUUAUUCAGAUCUCAGAAGCUUGGUUUAUGGGGAAAUCCACGUGGUAGAAACAUAUUGGAUGGAGGAUCACACUUUUAUGAUACAUACGAGACAAAAGAUAAGCUUUACAUGUGUGUUGGAGCGCUUGAGCCACAGUUCUAUGAAACUUUGUUAGAGAAGCUUGGUCUAUCAAGCGAUGAUGUACCACAGUACGAGAAUUUUGAAGAAAAUCGUCAUAAACUGUCGGAAAUUUUCAAGACGAAAACUCAAGCGGAAUGGUGUACCAUAUUCGAUGGCACUGAUGCGUGCGUGACACCGUUGUUAAGUUUGGAGGAUGCUGCAUCACAUGUUCAUAAUAAAAUGAGACAGACGUUUACAGUUGCAGAGGGUGAUGUAAUUCCAAAUCCUGCUCCUCGCUUAUCUCGCACGCCUGGCAUUUCUGUAGGGACCCAUCGAAACCCAGAGCCUGGUGAAAAUACUAUAGAAAUCUUAACUGAAUUAAAAUUUCGGUCUAAUGAAAUUGACAGUCUGUUAUCGAACAAAUUUGCUUAUCAAGCGAAAUAUGAUUCUUCUAAACUUUAAGCCUAUCAGAUUUGAUAUACAUUUAAAGAAUUCUUUAAUCCAAAUAAAAUUCUUUUAUAAUCCAAAUUUUUUGCUUGGAAAAAAUUUACAUCUUGUUAUAAAAUCAGAUUACUUGCUUGAUUAUAAAAAAAUGGUGUAAUAGUGAAAUAUUUUGUUAAAUGAUGAAAGUAAAAUAAGAUUGCAAAAUUAUAGAUGUAUGAUCUUAAAGUUUUAUAUAUUAUAUAAAAGGAUACGGAAAUAUUAAGUUUUCGUUUCGAACAUUUUAUGUACAUGUUAUCCUAGUUUUAAGUAUUAUAAAGCCGAUUAGAAUAAAAAGGGAGUAUAUGUCAAAAAUAUGGUAGAGGUACAAAAAAAUUGUUAUAUUAUUUUCAUAUUCUAUUUUUUAUAUAACUAUGCUGAGUAUAAACUGUAUAAACUGUAUAAGCUAAGUACAAGAAAUAUAAAUAUUCCAAUUAUGGAAUCAGCGAAU
Molecule: messenger RNA, 1932 nt
Organism: Pogonomyrmex barbatus (red harvester ant)
Lineage: Eukaryota; Metazoa; Arthropoda; Insecta; Hymenoptera; Formicidae
Gene: Amacr
Product: Alpha-methylacyl-CoA racemase
Biological process (GO): bile acid metabolic process
Cellular component (GO): mitochondrion
Molecular function (GO): alpha-methylacyl-CoA racemase activity
Source: RefSeq, a predicted model, not a curated record